UUAUUUUUUUUUUUCCAUUUCUUCGGACUGAGAAUUAUGUAGAUAGACAGACAGACAUGUACUAACUGACAAAUAGACAGAAGAUAUAACAACUAUGUACUGCUGCAGUCUCGUUGUUGUUUUUGUUGUCGUCGUGCUGCUGCUGCUGUCGUUGACUGGGUAUAAUUGUAUCGGAAUCUUUAACUAAGCAAAACUACGUCUGUAGAUUUGUUUUUUUUUUCUUCUUCUCUUCAAGUCGUCGGUGAGCGAGCGAAUAAAAAGCCGAAUAAGCGAGCGUGUAUGUACAUAUGUGUCGGCCUGCCUGCUGACUGCCUGUCAUAUUCAUUGAUGCUGGGCCUCCGGUUUGGUAUUUUCAUUAUUCUUACUCGAUUUAAAGCUGUUGUUCCGUUCAUUCCAUAGUUCGCACGCGCUCAUGGUUGUAAUCAACCAGGUUCUGCUACGAUGCUGGUCUUCUUUUGCCAUGCGAAGCAUUGCUUCGUUGUGUUAAAAUUGCUCCAUUAAAAAGUGUGUGUGAGUGUCAACAAAGUGAGUUGAGCCAAAAAAGAAAGAAAAAAACACAACAACCACAAAAAAUCAAUGAAAACAACAAAAAUAAUUUUUGACAAAUCAGAGAAAAAAAUAUUGAAAAGAAAGCAGAAAUUUUGCUAAGUGUACAAGAGGUCGCAUAAUCAACUGAGGAAGAUUGAAAAGUUUGGAAAAAAAAAUGUAAACCAGAAAAAAGGUGUGACAUAUUUCAACAAAAAAAUAAAAUAUAUUAAUUAAAAAAAGUGCUAAAAAUUAAAUUUCAAAAAGUUAAUGAAAAACAACAAAAUACCAUAAUAUUGAAAGAAUACAAGAAAUAUCAAAGCUUAUCAACACAAAUACAUUCGCCCAGAAAAAUAAUAAUAAAAAAACGAAAAACAAGAACAUCACCAUCGAGCCUUAAACAAAAACAACAAUAAAAUAAAAAUCAACAAACCAAUAUUACAAAAAGGAAUUAACACUAAAUUGUGAGAAUGCUAAAAUACAUUUGACAAAGGUCUUCUACAAUUAAAAAAAUUUAAAUUUCAAGUGGAAAAUUCUAUAAAUUCGGAGGUGUGAAAAUAUAUUUACAUUGAAAAAUAAAACAAAAAAUUGAAAUAAAGUGCCAAAAACAAAUAACAAUUGUGAUAAUGGUGCAUUAUAUUUGACAAAAGAUUAAAUUCUUUGAACAAACGUCAAAUUGGAAAAAGAAACAAAAAAAAAAAUUAAAACAAUUAUUUUUUUUAAUUAAAAACUGAAAGGAAGAAAAAAACAUUAGCAAAACGGAUUCCAUAAUAAAAACACCCCGCAACCUUCGACCUUCAGAACCAAAUCUGGCUGAGCAGAACAUUUCGAUUUCCUUCCAUCAAUUUGCAAUAAAUGGGGAAAAUUGCACGCCACCAUAAUCAGUUGUUGUUGUUGUCGUCGUCGUCGUCCACGUUGUCACCGUUGCCAUCAUCCUUCAAUGAGUAUUGGGAGUGUUCUAUGUGCCUGAAAAACAAGAUGCUGUUGAAAAUUGAAAAUACCCUAUUGCGUAGCCAUCGUCAACGUGAAACCACCGGUAUUAAGAAACUUUACAAUUCAUUUUUUGUAUUAUUUUAAUUUCACCGGCCGCGGUUCGUUACGUUUCACUCACAACAAUAACAAGAAAGCAAAAAAGUACAACGCACUAAGAAAAAGAACAAGAAGAAAAAAAAAACAGAAAACA
Musca domestica (house fly) is the source of this 1708-nucleotide messenger RNA. RefSeq lists its product as uncharacterized. The transcript has 2 exons. The coding region runs from base 1381 to 1602 and encodes 73 amino acids. The record is from RefSeq and is a predicted model, not a curated record. Lineage: Eukaryota; Metazoa; Arthropoda; Insecta; Diptera; Muscidae.